AUGCUUGAGGAGAACGCGGGGUCAAUGGCCAGGAACGCGGUCACCCUCGAUGACGAGGAUGCAGCCGAAGGGCCGCUGAGCGCCGUGGCGUGGGCGGUGGCGCUCGCCUUCCCGACGAAGGGCGACAGCGGGUGGGGCUGGCAGCACCAGCGGUGGAGCUGGCCCGCCUGGUGGGACUUCGUGGGAAGGUGCUUGCAGGGAUUCACGCCGGGCCAUGCCUUCAGGGUCCUGUGCAUCAUGCUGGAGUGCAUGGUCAAGCAGGACGGCGGCACUCUGAUCCACGACAUGCCCACCUGGAAGGAGGAUCCCCGCCGGCUCCAGGAGCUGCGCCGCCGCCUCUGCAAGACGGGCGGGCUGAGCGGGCUCGAGGAGCUCCUGGAGCGGCUGCCGCACCUCGGCGUGGACUGA
Prorocentrum cordatum is the source of this 408-nucleotide messenger RNA. The record is from the annotation of a GenBank genome assembly. NCBI's taxonomy places the organism in Eukaryota, Dinophyceae, Prorocentrales, Prorocentraceae.